AUGAUGGAGAAAACCACAGUGGCAGUCAUUGGCGCUGGCCCUACAGGAAUCUCCAUGCUCAAGCAGCUACUUGAGGAUGGAUUCGAUGUUACACUAUUUGAGAGACGAGACAAAGUUGGAGGGCUUUGGGCUUAUGAUGCAGAUCAUGGAUGGACAACGGCUCUGAAAGAGACUCGUGCGAAUAUCAGCAAGUAUACUUGUGGAUUCACAGACUUUCCGAUGCCAGAUAAAUAUCCUCCUCACCUCAGUCGAGGACAGUUCCAGGAGUUCAUGCAAGACUAUGUUGAUCACUUCGACCUGACUCGAUACAUCGUAUUCAACACCAGCGUUAAGCUCGUUCAGCGCAAUGAGGAUGAUACAAAGUGGACCCUUCAGCUUGAGAGAGUAGAAACCGGAGAGACCGAAACACGAGACUUUGACAAGAUCGUCUUUUGCCAUGGAUAUCAGACAGAGAAGAAAAUGCCACAUUUUCCAGGGCAAGAGACGUAUGAGGGAGAAAUAGUGCAUUCACAGCAAUACCGAAGGUCAGUGAACUCAAACCUCAGAGACUGGUUCCGGGAGCGCAUGUUGGGACAUCAACAGCUCCCUGAGGCUUACCAAGACAAGACUGUGGUACUCCUUGGCCUCGCAACCACCACGGGCGAGAUUGCCCCUCAACUCAUCAGCACUGCUCGAAAGGUGUACGUCUCUCACCGAAGCGGCCAGAUCGUCGUGAAGCGGUACCGCAACGGACGGCCAACAGAUCUCAUCAUCUCAUGGAGACGCCGCAAUAUCAGCCAAUGGAUUGCCCGCAACUUGCCAGCUCUUCACAGAAACAUGGCAAACUGGGCAGCUUCAUUGCUCGCCUCGCGGACUGCUGGCUUCAAGAUAGACCCAGAAUGGCGUCUAAAGCCAUUUCCCAGCAUCACUCUGCGGUUGCCUGGUCUGAUCGAGGACUGUCUUCCUCACCUACAAGAUGGAAGCUUGACGAGUUUGCAUGGUAUCAAGCGAUUUAUUGGUGGAAAGUCGAUCGAAUUUGAUGAUGGUACAGUGCUGGAUGAUGUUGACAGCGUUAUCUUCACAACAGGUUACUGUGCCGACUUUUCCCUGACACCAUUCAUUGAAACCAGCACCCCUAAAGCCCAUAAUUACGGAGGCCCUCCGAUUCACCGGUUAUACAUGAACGUCUUUCCGCCCAAGUAUGCCGAUAGCUGCGCAAUGCUGUGCUACUCGGCGUUUGGGAAGAACAACGGCUUCUCAUUCAGCGACGUCAUGAGUAUGGCCAUCUCAAACGUCUGGCGGGGCGUGAGCGACUUGCCUUCAUACAAUGAGAUGGAACAAUGGGUAGACACACAUCAAGACUGGGUUGCAAAGAAUUGGUCAAUUGAGCCCCGAUUGGACGUCAGCAUGGUGAAACAGUACGAAUUUCAGCCCUGGAUGCACAAACAAGCCGGAACAGGCAUGGAGAAUCUGGGCUGGGGCUGGGCGGGAUGGAAGUUUUGGUGGAAGGAUAGAGAGAUGUACAACUUGAUGAACCACGGCGUUGAGACAGCGCACAUGUUUCGGUAUUUUGAGACAGGGAAGAGGAGGACCUGGGAGGGGGCGAGGGAUGAGAUUAUUCAUCAGAACAAGAUGGUUGAGGAGACGUUUGCAAACUCGAAGAAGGUUAGGGAGGACUAG
Molecule: messenger RNA, 1659 nt
Organism: Fusarium keratoplasticum
Lineage: Eukaryota; Fungi; Ascomycota; Sordariomycetes; Hypocreales; Nectriaceae
Exons: 5
Coding region: 1-1659 (552 amino acids)
Molecular function (GO): flavin adenine dinucleotide binding; NADP binding; N,N-dimethylaniline monooxygenase activity
Source: RefSeq, a predicted model, not a curated record